CGGGACUUCCGGCGUCUCUGGUGACCGUCAUGUUGGUCGGUGAUCGGCGUGUUUUCCGGGUGAGGGUACCCUGAGCGCCGGGUGGGACCGCGGUGACUGGGCUCAGAAGUGGAGCGGAAUCGUCCUCGCGGCACAGAGGCAGCUCUGCAGCCCCGUGACGGCGCUCGCUGCCCCCGGGCCGCACCUUCCCCGGAGUGUCCGAUGGCGGCGGCGGCGCCGAGGAUCCCGGCUCAGCAGGGCACUGUGACCUUUGAAGAUGUGGCUGUGAACUUUUCCAAGGAGGAAUGGUGUCUCCUUAGUGAGGCUCAGAGAUGCUUGUACCGUGAUGUGAUGCUAGAGAACCUGGCACUUAUAUCCUCCCUGGGUUGUUGGUGUGGAUUAAAAGAUGAGGCAGCACUGUCUAAGCAGAGCAUUACCGUACAAACAGAGUCUCAGGACAGGACUCCUAGGGCUGUUUCUCCUAAGAAGGCUCACUCCUGUCACAUGGGUGGCCUCAUCGUGGGGGACGUUUUUCACUGUGCUGACCACCAGGAAACUCAUCGCAAGCAGAAACUGAACAGGAGUAGGGCAUGUGGAAAAAACUUGGAUGACACUGCAAACCUUCAGCAGCAGCAGAAGCAGCAUAUUGGAGAGAAAUUCUACAGGAGGAGUGUCAGAGAAGCAUCGUUUGUAAAGAAAUCUAAAUUCAUGGUGUCACAGGAGUCAUUUGAAUUCUGUGACUUUGGGAAGGACGUUCUGCACAGUUCAGGAUCAUGCCAGGAAGAAGCCACUUACCCUGUAAAAAAGACAAACAGUGAAACUAAGCAUGGCUCACCCUUUCAGGAGGGAAAAACUAACUACAGGUGUGGAGAACACACAAAAGUCUCCAGCACCAAACACUCAUUUAUUCCACACCAGAAACUUUUCACUAGAGGUGGAUGUUAUAUGUGCAGUAAUUGUGGGAAAUCCUUUAGCAAAUAUGACAGCUUCAGUAAGCAUCAGCAAGUUCACACAGGAAAAGGACCCUAUGAGUGUGGAGAAUGUGGGAAAUCUUUUAGUCAAAAGCGCCACCUCACUCAACAUCAGCGAUUUCACACUGGAGACACAACUUAUCACUGUGAGGAGUGUGGGAAAUCUUUUAGUUGGAAGCGCAACCUUAGUCUACAUCAGCGUGUUCAUGCUGGUAAAAGGCCUUAUGAGUGUGAAGAAUGUGGAAAAUCUUUUGGUCAAAAGGGCAACCUCAUUCAACAUCAGCGAGGUCACACAGGAGAAAGGCCUUAUGAGUGCAGGGAAUGUGGGAAAUCAUUUAGGUACAGAUCCCACCUCACUGAACACCAGAGACUUCACACUGGGGAAAGACCUUACAGUUGCAGGGAAUGUGGGAAAUUAUUUAACAGGAAGUGUCAUCUUGUUGUUCACGAGAGAGUUCACACAGGAGAAAGGCCAUUUGAGUGUGACAUAUGUGGGAAAUUAUUUGGCAAUAAGAGCUGCAUGACUAUACAUCGGAGAGUUCACACUGGAGAAAGGCCAUAUGAAUGCAGUGAAUGUGGGAAGUCAUUUCCUUACAGCUCUGCACUUCAUGUUCAUAAAAGAGUUCACACUGGAGAAAAGCCUUAUAAGUGCAGUGAAUGUGGAAAAUCCUUUACUGAAUGUUCCAGUCUCACUAAACACAGGAGAGUUCACACUGGAGAAAGGCCUUAUGAAUGCACCAAAUGUGGAAAGACAUUUCAUCGAAGCUCUGCCCUUCUUCAACAUCAGAGAGUUCACACAGGAAAAACGCCUUAUGAGUGAGUAAAUGUGGGAAAUCCUUUGCUGAAACCUCCGGUCUCAUUAAACACAGGAGAGUUCAUACUGGA
Molecule: messenger RNA, 1835 nt
Organism: Cebus imitator (Panamanian white-faced capuchin)
Lineage: Eukaryota; Metazoa; Chordata; Mammalia; Primates; Cebidae
Product: zinc finger protein 417-like
Exons: 3
Coding region: 202-1770 (522 amino acids)
Biological process (GO): regulation of transcription by RNA polymerase II
Cellular component (GO): nucleus
Molecular function (GO): RNA polymerase II cis-regulatory region sequence-specific DNA binding; DNA-binding transcription activator activity, RNA polymerase II-specific
Source: RefSeq, a predicted model, not a curated record